This is a messenger RNA of Galleria mellonella (greater wax moth), 6339 nucleotides long. It is a transcript of the gene Mon1, whose product is annotated as protein SAND. The transcript is spliced from 7 exons. Bases 87 to 1769 code for a protein of 560 amino acids. Gene Ontology annotation, biological process: endosome to lysosome transport via multivesicular body sorting pathway; protein targeting to vacuole. Lineage: Eukaryota; Metazoa; Arthropoda; Insecta; Lepidoptera; Pyralidae. The record is from RefSeq and is a predicted model, not a curated record.
ACUGUACAUUUUAGCCAGACCUAUGCGGAUUCACAAAAGUAUUUAUUUUUGUAAAUCGUUUAUUUAUUUACAUAAAUUUCAUCACAAUGGCGUCUACGUCCAAAGAUAAUACUAACAAUUGUACUGCAGAGCAAAGUAACGUAACCGAUACUCUGGAGCCUGGCGCAUGUUCUGAAAGUAUCCUGAAUCCUACAGAUUCAUUUGAGGAGUUUGCAUCUGAGAUGAGCUCUAGUCUUCAGGAUAGAGACAGUUCUUUAACAGCAAAAGGUAGUACUAUAAGUGAAAUUCAAAGUGAAAUCGGCGAAAGUUCUAAAGAAAAUGCCCAAAUGAAAAAUACAAAAUCAAGUGAUGACUUACAAAGUAAAGAUGGGGCAAUGUCAGCAUCAGCUAGCAAUUCCAACUUAACAGAACAGAAUGGUGUUGAUGAGGAUUGUGACAAUGAAAAAGAUGAUUAUUUACAAUCACCAGAGCUGGUGAAUAAGGAAAAACAUGUAUUCAUACUAAGUUCUGCUGGAAAGCCUAUUUAUUCAAGAUAUGGAAAUGAGGACAAACUAGCAGGACUAUGUGGAGUAAUUCAAGCACUGGUCAGUUUUAUAGAAGAACAAAACCAAGAUAUAUUGAGAUCUAUCAAUACUAAAGACUGCAAAGCAGUAUUCCUAGUCAAGGGACCUUUAAUACUGGUUGCCGUGUCAAAGUCUAAUGAGAGUGAAACACAGUUGGUUUUACAAUUAACAUAUGCAUUCAACCAAGUAGUAUCAAUGUUGACACUGACCCAGUUAAAUAGAAUAUUUGAACAAAGGAGGAACUAUGACUUGCGAAGAUUGUUGUCAGGCGUCGAGAGAUUGAUUGACAACUUAUUGGUAUUUAUGGAGAAGGACCCUGCAUUUUUAUUAGGGGCCGUGAGAUGUUUACCAUUACCAGAAAAAGCAAGAGAGAAUAUAACAAACGCAAUAAUUUCAGCAUGCAAUAAGAUAAGAGAUCUGGUGUUUGCCAUAAUGAUUGCUGGCAAUCAACUAAUUACUCUAGUUAGAAUGAAGAAAUAUACAUUGCACCCAUCGGACAUACAUCUCUUGUUCAACUUGGUUCGCAGUUCGGAGUCCUUUAAAACUGCUGAAAGUUGGACGCCAAUAUGCUUGCCCAAAUUUGAUGCUACAGGCUUCUUACACGGUCAUGUAUCUUACAUAUCGGAGGACUGCCAGGCGUGCCUGCUACUACUAACGGUGCAACGCGACGCAUUCUUCCCACUAUCACAAGCCAAACACACAAUAGCCGAAAAACUAAGACGGUCAAACUGCUUGGUCGCCAUAAACGACGCUCUCAAUAGAAACGAAGAAUUACCUACUACAAAUCCUUUAAAACAUAUCGGCAUACCGGAAAUAAGACAUUUUAUGUACAAAUCCAAGUCAACCGCUCAGUUGUUUACUUCAGAUCCUAUAAGUCUGGACCGAUUGCAAGAUUACAGGACAAGACACAAAGAAGGUGGUGAUAUUACUGUGAAGAAAAUAGAAAAAUUAUCGGACAUAGAUUACGUACGGAAUUAUAGGAAGUUUUGCAGUCAAAUACAUUGCACUUCGAUACCGGCUAAACUAAUUUUUAGAUCCAAUUCACAUGAUACCGUUAUUGCUUGGGUGACGAAUGGUUUCGAAUUAUACGUAACAUUCGACCCCUUAAUGGAGAAGGAUCAAGCCAUCAGAGCGGUAGACCGACUAAUACAAUGGAUAAAGAAAGAGGAACAUCGGAUCUUCAUAAUGAACGCGCCCACCUUCUAGCCAAAGUCGUUAGUGCCGUCAUUAGCUGGCAUUAUGAAGACCUACAACCGAAAUGAGCAGUGAGCUUAGGUAAUAACAUUUAGACAGAGAUAUCAUAACGUCAGAUACAGUAUAUAUCCCUGGUUAAUUUUAAACUUUCGCAAUUGUUAAGUAAAUAUGUGUAAUAUUUGAAUUCACGAUCGGGAUAACGCGAUGCGAGUACAGGUAAAUAGUACCUACUUACCUGAUUUUAUUGGUGACGUUUCGAAAUGGAUUCGACCACAUGCUGCUCGCAUUAUUAGCAUUACGUAGAGUUAAGUUCCGAUCGUAAAUUGAAAUAUAUAUCCUCCAAAUAAAAAAAAGGAACUUUUUUUAAAACUAGCGUGCUUUUAAAAUUGUGUUAAUCUUAUAAUUAGACACUUUCAUCAUGCAAACUAUCAUUUUAUUUAUUCAUAUUUGAAUAGCUAGAUGCUCAGUAUGAAAAAAACUUCGCGUCAAUAAAAGUUGAUUCUCCAUUUAAAUGUAUAUGAUGUAAGUAAGCAAUAUAAUUGUUUGUAUAUAUUAAAAUCGUGUUUUUAUGAUGGCCUUCGUGGGUGUAAGCUUCUAGAAUGAUCUAGCUUGUUUUUAACUUUAUAAUUACUAGCGUUUAUUAUUGACGAUACCUUCAGCUGAAAUUAUAUAUUUUACUAUUCUAAAUAAACCGUUAACAUCCCAUAUUUGAUAAUAAAAUGAAAUAUUUACGUCAAAAUUUUACAACAAAUAUAAUUUUACAAUGGUAUUUGAAAUGCAUGUUACAUUUUACAUCAGAGAUAAGAAUACAUGGCACUAUGAUUUAAUGAAUGAGUUAAAAGUGAAAUAAACUGAUUUUAAAUCAAAUAUACCCAAUUAUAUACUACAAACAACGAACAUCUUGUAAACAACUUCAGCUUUCAUUGCUGUCUCUUAACAUAUCCAAAAUACAAAAUAGUAGAUAUAAAAAAAAAAAAACAAGUACCUAAUUUGUUUUUCCCGUAUUUAUACAAAAACAUCAUCAGCACAUUGCGAUUGCGAUUUUUUCUAGACAACUUAUUGUCAUUGUAAUUUGUGGCGCCGUCUGAAUCUAAUUCAAGUUUAAGACUAUUAUUUUAUUUUACUUUAUCAAUUAGUGUUUACAUAGUAAAAUAUAUAAUCUCUGAAAAGUUGCUAUUAUAACUGAAAGGUUGUUUAAUGGAUUAAAUACGAGACAUGCUGUCUUAUUUUUUAUGCAUCUUAGAAAGUCUUAACUGGAAAGCAAUAAAGAUUAAUUUACUUCGCCAAUGCUGUAGAAUAUUUUAGAAAUAUAAAUUUAUUUCACUUGUCUACAAUGUGGGAUGUGUUAUUCAUGUUGUAAAUAUAUAUAUAAUUGCAAGUGUAUAAUUGUAAUAUACUAGUUAGUUUUUCAUUUCAUUACUUCAGCCAAGAUGCUAAUUGGAAAAACGGUUUUUUUCUAGCUGUAUUGUUUAAACAAUAAUACAAAUAAAUAAUUAUGUGGAUAAUUUUCAACUUAUGAGUCUUUGUAUUUAUAAACAAGUUUGAAUCAUUUUUAUAAUGUUACAUUACAAUCAACAUUUAUGAAAAUUGUAAAGAAAGUUAAUCACAAUUGCAUUGGUAUAGACUGUGGCAGGACUCUCAAUAUUUAAACCUUAAAACCUCAUUAUUAAAGUUCCUAUUCCUAAAAGGAAAAGUACUAUUGAAAUGAAAAUAUCCUAUUUUAAGUCAAUUGGGAUAUGUGAAUUUUCUUUUUUUUUAUACUGGCUUUGUCUUUAUAUUUAUAGCCAAUUACAAAUAUAUAUAUAUAUAUAUAUAUAUAUAUAUAUAUAUAUAUAUAUAUAUAUAUAUAUAUAUAUAUAUGGAAAUAUACACAUAUACUAUAUUUUUAGAAUUGUUCGGAUCGAUACCUGCUGCUAAUUUUCACCACCAUACAACCGCCACACACUAAAGUUCCAUUCCAACCGUCUGGAUGAGUGACGGUCCUCCACUGUACGUUUUUCAAGGCACUUUCUUCCACGCACAACCACUCUUCGAAAUCCACUUCCAACAGCAGCAUUUCCAAACCGAUACGACAUUAAAACCUUUAAGAAAAGAGCAUUUUCCUUUUUAAAUGGCCGGCAGCACACCUGCAAUGUCACUGGUUUUGCGAGUGAUCAUGGGCGGCAGUAAUCACUUAAUAUCAGAUGAGCCUCAUAGUCGUUUGCCCCUGUGUUAUAAAAAAAAUUGUUUGGUGAUACCAUUUUGACAUUGACAUUUAUCAAUUAAAAGUACCUACCUAAUUAACUUGAAAUAGGAGGAAAUUCUCAAUUCACCUGUAUUUUUUGUAUUUUACGUGAUAGUUUGUUCAUUCUGAACGAUUUAGAUUAUUCAUUUUUAAAUCAAAACUAUGUAUUCCCCUGUUAAAAUUGAAACUUUCUUUUCUGGAACAAUUUUUUUUAUGUUCUCUGAAGUUUGUACAAUUACAUAAUAUUUUUUUUAUUCGUUUCGAUCUCUGUGGCUCACUCAUUUUAUGUAAUAAUUUUAAGUCGAUAUAAACUUAUGAAAUGCAAAUAUUUAAUAUUACUGUGAGAUAUUAAGCCGAACCAGAAAAAUAAAACUUCUCCCUAAGUUACGGAUCCUUUGAAAACAUUUCUUUUACUAGCAACAUUCAAAUGUAGACCGGAGUAAGGCUCUGAGGUUUAUUAUCGCCAAUGAUGAUGACUCUCAGACACCAACGAAUGUCUUCCAUCAGAAUCUACCGGCAGAUAUAGAUAGAUACGUUUUCGUUACUUCUUACAUAAGAAAGACCAAGACGUCAGAUGUCACUCUCUCGUUAUUUUACAUACAUGCGAUAGUAAAAACUAAUCUAUGUAGCCAUAGCGCUUCAAUCGUGUAUCUUCGACAACGAACACCGAUACAUUAAAUUGCAUACAAUUUACUAAUCUCGGCCAAAUUUCUUUAAAACGUCGACAUAACGCCGCUAUCCAGUUACCGAAAAUACGCUACCGAUGAUAUUGAAUAUGGCGCUAGCCUACUUGUAGAUACGAUUACGCUAUCACAUACACUUUAUUUCAUGCAGUAGUAUAGACAUAUCUAUAAAUAGAUAGAUUUAACACUUGCCUGUCAAUUGCGACACCAUCAAUACAGUUUUAUAUUUCUGGCCAGGCUUUAGAUAAAUAUGUUAAUGUUAUUUAGUAAAAAUUGAUAAAAUUUUAGUGUAAUUACUCUGUACCUGAUAUUGGACUAUGUAGUUAAUAUCAUAAAUACUAAAUGGUAAUGAUUAUAUAUACAUAUUUUAAGAACAGUUUAUCAUUACGUAUUACAGAGCUGUCCAUACCAUGGCCCACGGGCCACAUGCGGCCUGUGGCUUGAAUUGAUGUGGCUCGCCAAAUUUUUUCUAGCUACUAUGAAUAUUGAUAUUGACAAAAUAGAAAAACAUAAGUUAAUGAAAAAAUUAUAUAUUAUAGCUGCAUUUUGUUCUUACAAAUAUUUAGCGGUCCCCCAACGAAUUUUUAUUGGCCCUAGUUUGAACAGCCCUGACAUAUCGUCAUAGUCGUAGAAUACUGACGGAACUUUGUAUGUAAUAUUCGUCAGAUCCGUCAGUAUUCCACGACUAUGACGAUAUUACAAGCACCAGUCUCCACAACACCGGUCACAUAUAUUUCAUUGUAGCUUAAUUUGUUAAUUUUACAUUUCGUAUAAAGAAACAAUAAAUCAUUCAUUCAUCAUUAUUUCCAUUACAUCUAUCAACCAUUACUGAUUAUUUUCAUACAAAAUGCUCGCUUGCCUGCGAAUCGUUAGCACUCAAGUUAUGUAUCUACCUAUUAAAUAUAUAUACAUGAUCAAUAUUAAUUUUAUUAAUUUCAGUGAAAGAUCGUAUGUACAACUAUGUAUUUUGUUAUAGGUUAGAUUUAGGUAUAUCAAGCCGUCCUUGGCUUUUGUUUUAGUCUCUGAAUAUAAAUUUGUAUAAUUAUUUAUUGGCAAUAAUACCUAAUUAGUUGCUAAACGUACAAAUUAAUUAAUGGGAAAAGAUCCCAUUGAACUAUGAAAUUUCUAAGACCCUUAAAAAUCUGACUCUGAAAGUCAGUUCUAUGUGUCGAUUCUAUAUAUCUGAGCCUGAAGAUAGCUAUGUAUAUUUAUACACACCGGUCUCUCUAGACAAAUCGCAAACGAAUCUAUAUAAAAUAGAAAUAAUUGCCAUGCCUAAUCGAUAGAUACGUGUACACUGCUGUACACGCGAUCCUACAAGACAUCGACAUCCUUUUCUUCUUGUAUGUCCAAUAACAGAGACUGGUAUUCACCGAUACAUUUGCACCUUCUCUAAAACGAUAAAUAGUUAUGCGCCAAUUUCUGAGGAUUUUGCAUAAAUAAUUUUGUUUCAUAUGUUUGUAAGUGAGGAACCAUAGAGCCGCUAAAAAUAUUCAUACGUUUUCAAACCGGUCUUAAUAGCCGACUGUAGUUUAUGCUUAGAUAAAAUAACAUUAUUGUAAAUUUGCUCACAAUCUGUUCAGUAUUGCUAUAAAUUGUUAAUGAAAAUAAAAAUACCUUGUUCUAUGUAAAUAAAUUACAAUAUAUUAUUUUUAUUAAAUUGUUGUUCCGAAGA